CGCAACGCUACCAGAUGCAAGUGCGGGGGAAGCGUCUCGGCUGCUCCUCAGAAACAAAUCAACUUCUUUGUGCUGCUCUGGUUACUCUUCCCCGCUACAUCUCUGCAUAGGUAGAUGGAUUUCUUCAAGCGCUGCCCUGCCUAGCAUGGAUGCCCAGCCAGUACCACCACCACCACCACCACCACCACCACCAUCAUCUUCCUCAGCUGAGUCGGAGGGCUGUUUCUUCUUGGCGCAGUGAGCUGGACACGCAGUGCUUUUUUUUUUUUUGCCAAAUGGAUGUGGGGAAACCGAUGGCCAGCCCGCCGGUGGUGAUCAUGCCAUGAUAUUGCAGCCGCCUUGCUUCACGUGAAAGGGUUGAAAGAGAAAACAUUGUUGGGAAUUUACCGAUUCAGGGAAUAAAAAUCCUGUGCACCACACAAGCACCAUGAAGAAUACCUCCCUGCUGAUAUUUAAGGCGAGAGUCAGGUGCACCGUCAGGCUGCUGCUGCUGCUAUUACACUGUGUGGGAUAUUCACAUGGGAUGCCACACGUCUUGAGAUUUGGGGGAAUAUUUGAGUCCAUUGAAAGUGGCCCAUCAGGUGCUGAGGAACUAGCCUUUAAAUUUGCUUUAAACACAAUCAACAGGAACAGAACCCUACUGCCAAACACCACGCUCACAUACGACAUCCAAAGGAUAAACAUCUAUGACAGCUUUGAAGCCUCCAGGAAAGCCUGUGACCAGCUUUCUCUGGGGGUAGCAGCCAUCUUUGGGCCCUCACACAGUUCCUCUGCCAAUGCGGUCCAGUCCAUUUGUAACGCCCUUGGGGUGCCACACAUCCAGACUAAGUGGAAGCACCAGGUAUCGGACAACAGAGACGUCUUCUAUGUUAGCCUCUAUCCUGACUUCUCCUCCCUCAGCCGGGCCAUCCUGGACCUGGUCCACUUCUUCAAGUGGAAGACGGUCACUGUGGUUUAUGAUGACAGCACUGGUCUGAUUCGGCUGCAAGAACUUAUAAAGGCGCCGUCCCGGUACAACAUCCGGUUAAAGAUCCGGCAGCUGCCCGCAGAGACCAAGGAUGCCAAGCCGCUCUUAAAGGAGAUGAAGAGGGGGAAGGAAUUCCACAUCAUCUUUGACUGUGGUCACGAAAUGGCUGCUGGGAUCCUGAAGCAGGCUCUCGCCAUGGGGAUGAUGACAGAGUAUUAUCACUAUAUCUUCACCACACUGGAUCUGUUUGCACUGGACGUGGAGCCUUACCGAUACAGUGGUGUGAACAUGACUGGCUUCAGGAUCCUCAACACUGAGAACAGCCAGGUCGCAUCCAUCAUCGAGAAAUGGUCCAUGGAGCGACUGCAGGCUCCACCCAAACCUGACUCUGGUCUACUGGACGGCUUCAUGACCACGGACGCCGCGCUUAUGUAUGAUGCUGUGCACGUGGUGGCCGUGGCUGUGCAGCAGUCUCAGCAGAUCACUGUCAGCUCAUUACAGUGCAACCGACACAAGCCCUGGCGCUUCGGGAACCGCUUCAUGGCCCUCAUCAAAGAGGCCCACUGGGAUGGCCUGACGGGGAGAAUCACUUUCAACCGGACCAAUGGCUUGAGGACAGACUUCGACCUCGAUGUCAUCAGUCUAAAGGAGGAGGGGCUUGAGAAGAUUGGUACCUGGGACCCUCCAAGUGGCCUGAACAUGACUGACAACCAGAAGGGGAAGACGACCAACGUCUCUGAUUCCUUAUCCAAUCGAUCCCUGAUCGUCUCCACCAUACUGGAAGAGCCAUAUGUGAUGUUCAAGAAGUCUGACAAGCCGCUGUAUGGGAAUGACCGCUUUGAGGGCUACUGCAUAGACCUGCUGAGAGAGCUGGCCAACAUCCUUGGCUUCCUUUACGAGGUUCGCCUGGUGGAAGAUGGGAAAUACGGCACCCAGGAUGAGAACACGGGCCAGUGGAAUGGCAUGGUGAAGGAGCUAAUGGACCAUAGAGCUGAUCUGGCAGUGGCUCCCCUCGCCAUCACGUACGUGCGUGAGAAGGUUAUUGACUUCUCCAAGCCCUUCAUGACGCUGGGUAUAAGUAUACUUUACCGCAAGCCAAACGGGACCAACCCUGGGGUCUUCUCCUUCCUCAACCCCCUCUCGCCCGAUAUCUGGAUGUAUAUUCUGCUGGCUUACUUGGGUGUCAGUUGUGUGCUGUUUGUCAUAGCCAGGUUUAGUCCCUACGAGUGGUAUAAUCCCCACCCUUGCAACCCUGACUCGGAUGUAGUGGAAAACAAUUUCACCCUGCUAAAUAGUUUCUGGUUCGGAGUUGGAGCUCUCAUGCAGCAAGGAUCUGAGCUCAUGCCGAAGGCCCUCUCCACCAGAAUUGUAGGAGGAAUUUGGUGGUUUUUCACGCUCAUCAUCAUAUCCUCCUAUACUGCAAACCUUGCGGCCUUCCUCACCGUGGAGAGGAUGGAGUCGCCCAUCGACUCUGCUGAUGACCUGGCUAAGCAGACCAAGAUAGAAUACGGGGUCGUAGAGGAUGGCGCCACCAUGACCUUCUUCAAGAAAACCAAGAUCUCCACGUAUGAUAAGAUGUGGGAGUUCAUGAGCAGUCGGAGGCAUUCAGUGAUGGUGAAGAACAUUGAGGAAGGCAUUCAUCGUGUGCUCACCUCAGACUACGCAUUCCUCAUGGAGUCCACCACCAUUGAGUUUGUCACGCAGCGCAAUUGCAACCUUACCCAGAUUGGAGGCCUCAUUGAUUCCAAAGCCUACGGGGUUGGCACUCCAAUGGGCUCUCCGUACAGAGAUAAGAUCACGAUUGCCAUCCUGCAGCUUCAGGAGGAAGGAAAGCUGCACAUGAUGAAGGAGAAAUGGUGGAGAGGAAACGGCUGCCCAGAGGAGGAGAGUAAGGAGGCCAGCGCCCUCGGGGUGCAGAACAUCGGAGGGAUCUUCAUUGUCCUGGCUGCUGGACUCGUCCUGUCUGUGUUCGUGGCUGUGGGAGAGUUCCUCUAUAAAUCCAAACAGAAUGCACAACUUGAAAAGAGGUCCUUCUGCAGCGCCAUGGUGGAUGAGCUGCGGGUAUCCCUCAAGUGCCAGCGCCGGCUCAAACACAAGCCCCAGCCACCCGUCAUGGUAAAAACGGAGGAGGUCAUCAACAUGCACACCUUUAACGACCGCAGACUGCCAGGGAAAGAGACCAUGGCCUAAAAUGGGAAUCACCAUCUCUCCUGCAGUGAGGAGGUGUGCAGAGACACUGGGGAAGAGGUGGGGGUAAAUGGUAAGGAUGGGCAGUGGGUUGUAAUAGUUGACAUUUGGGUUAUUUCUAAGGUAGAGCAGAGGUGUUUGGAAGUAUAUUGACAAAAUGUCAUUCUUGUUUCUUUAUAAAUAGCUGGGGAAGAGAUUCAACAAUAUUUCCUGUGGAAAUAACUUGGGUGAAAUUUCAGCGAGUUACCUCAUUACUCUUAUCACCUUGGCAAAAAGGCAAACUACAAGUGCAAGGAUUUUUAAAACCCAGGAGUCGAAGAGCAAGAGUCAGUAAAUAAAUUUAAGCUGGGACAGAGAUGGUCCCUGUAAAAAACGGGGUCUCAAAGGAGGCUUGUUAAGCAGCACCAAGAGCAUUGUAGAGACGGUGAGCAAAAAAACAUGUAUAGAUGCUAACUUGUCGAAUGGGGAGAAAAGUUUGUAAAGGAUUGUUUAUUUUCAGAUGUUGUGAAUAGAAUGACUGCACAGGCUCUUGGCUAAAUUAAACCCAAAGCCCCAAAGACAACGGCGAGCUCGGCUGCUCCAGAAAUGUACAGAGAGCCAUUGUUAAGUCACAUAUGAUAUUGAUCAACGUCAAAAAUGGAUAUACUAUAUAUCAUCCAUCGGGCAAUAAGUGAUAUCAUUUAUUUGUGUUUCAGAGUACUAACACUAUUAGUCUUUAAUGUAGGGGGAAGUAAUUUUUAGAGGCAGAAUAUAUGGUGAAAUACAAGCAGAGAAUGCAGGAGUCGGGCCAAAAUAUUGAGCUGUUGAUGCCCAUGUAUUAGCAAGUAGUCACACACCCUUAAUAUCAGUAAAGAGGAACCUUGGAAUGGUGUGAGCAAGGCUCACCAAGUCUAAAUUCACAGCAAUCACACAACACACAAACUCUAUUUAUUAAAAGUAUUUAUUGUUUUAUUUAUGAAACUUAUUUAUAUCUCUAUAGACUGGAUUUUCACUACUGCCAUAAAUACACCUCACUUCCACUCUUUAUGGGUACACAGUUUCUUUCCAUUUGCUCAGUGUCAAUUCUCCAACUUCAUUUUGUACUCUUGUGGCUUUUAUUUUUUUUUUUUAUUUGGAGCAAAGCCCCACAUUUACUUGUGCAAAUGCAAUUUCUAUGAAAAAGUGUUUUUGUACGAAGAGAAUCAAAGUUUUGUAAUGAUUUUUAUCAACACGAAACACACCAUGAGAGUGUCAUCCAUGGCAGAGGGGUGGUACUCCAGGCUGGUAGUUCAGAAGGGUUUCCUAGACACAUACACACAAACACACCCAAGAGUGCAGGGUACACCCAUCCUCCAUGGAGCAGAUUCAAACCAAUUAAUACUAUUAAUAUAGAGCUUUCUGAUAGCAUCAGUGACAUAAUGUUUUGGAGAAGAAGUAAAAAAUAUAUAUUUUUAUCAUGUAAAGGAAUCAUAUUCAAAGAAAGAUAUUUUUACUUCACAUGAAAGAAGAGUAAUGAUAAUACUGGUUAGAGCAAAUAGUGUACACGCACAACUGCUUGAUUCCUCCUGGCACGACUACGUCGCAUUCCAGCUGAGAUGUGGACGCCAGAGCUGAUUGUGCUUGUGAUUCCACCAGAUGUGAUGCUGUGGGUUUCAGAAGCAGCCCUCCACUCUGCUCCGUGGAGAAUACACGAUAUAUCCAUUAUUGACGGAAUCCGUGUCAAGCUGCACAUAGCAGAUCGAACUGGGCAGGAAGUCAGACACGGCUUAGAGCAUCCAGUCGCUUUUCAAAAUAAAACACUCAGACUCCCUGUAGUAUAUCAACAAUAAACAUGAUGAAAAAAAAGAAACCAUAUCACUAUGCAGCCUACUUACCCACUGUAGAAGACAUCAACAGUAGGAUCAGGACAGCACAGAAAUCAAGGAAUAUUACCAAAUCAACAAAUUGCAGGUAAAAAGCUCUGCUUCCUAAACGCUCCUUGGUGGGACAAAGAAAUGCAGAGGAUGCAACAAAAACAUGCAGCAGAUGUGACGUCAAAUAGCCGUGCCCGGUGGAAUCAAGGCACAAGAAGAGAGGAAUACUGCUGAUGAUGCUUAUCAUUCUACACCCCCAGUUACUGAUAGAAUGCUAGAAUCCAGUGCUGAGCAAUCGUGUGUAAAUGGUUUUAAAAAGGAAAAAGAUGUAUUUAAAAAUAUAUAAAGACCACUUAACUAAUUUUGAACUUGUUGUGAAAACAAAAUGGAGUGCACACAGUUUACCCUUUGAAGUUGAUGCACAAGUUUAAAGAAAAUAAAGUAUUCCCAACUUUCA
Molecule: messenger RNA, 5443 nt
Organism: Micropterus salmoides (largemouth bass)
Lineage: Eukaryota; Metazoa; Chordata; Actinopteri; Centrarchiformes; Centrarchidae
Gene: grik2
Product: glutamate receptor, ionotropic, kainate 2
Exons: 17
Coding region: 428-3157 (909 amino acids)
Biological process (GO): modulation of chemical synaptic transmission; monoatomic ion transport; synaptic transmission, glutamatergic
Cellular component (GO): postsynaptic membrane; plasma membrane; presynaptic membrane
Molecular function (GO): transmitter-gated monoatomic ion channel activity involved in regulation of postsynaptic membrane potential; kainate selective glutamate receptor activity
Source: RefSeq, a predicted model, not a curated record